AUGGGUGAAGAAGAACUCACUCCACCAUGCUCGCAUGGCUCGCCAAGCUUAGAGACAUCUCUCAUGGUACAGUUGGCAAGGAAGAUUGCCGAAGAGACAGAAAAGCUUGACAAUUAUUUCAAGAGCAAGGGGCUUCCAGAUCUGGGAUUUGAUGCCAACGCCCCCAAUGACCUCCUCAAGCUACCGGAGGACAUACAGAAAUGCAGGCUGGAGAUUUCAUCGGCAACAAAGCAACUAGAACUUCUCGUAAGAGGACCUAGAGAGACUAUCAGAUGGGGUAUAUGGAGUUAUCUAGACACGUUGAGUCUUCAGAUUCUCAACAGUUACAAGAUAUACGAUCUUGUCCCGUUAGAUGAGCCCAUUUCUUUGCGAGAUCUUCAAACUAGAACCACAUUGGAUUCUGUUAACUUGGCCCGCGCUCUGCGUCAUGCCAUGACGAACAGUAUCUUCCAGGAACCCAUGCCGGGCUUCAUAGCACACAGUGCUGCUUCCAAAAUCCUUGCUCAAGAUGCCAACCUUCAAGCUUGGGUGGGUUUGAACGGAGAAGAUUUCUUUCCAGCGGGAGCACACACUCUGGAAGCUCUUCGUGCCGACCCAAAGGCUACCUCGCUCACGCGGACCGGAUUCAACCAUGCUUGGGGAACGGUUGACAAAGAGCCCAUGUUUGCAACAUUUGGCAAAGACCCCCCACGAGGAAAGCGAUUCGCGGUAGCAAUGGCAAGCCUCACUGGCGGAGAGGGCUACGAAGUUGGCCAUUUCGUUGACAGCUACGACUUUUCCGAUGUGAACGCCAAUGAAGGGACAUUCGUGGAUGUCGGCGGGAGCCAUGGCUUCGUGUGCGUGGACCUGGCUAGGAAAUGGAGCAAGAUGAAAUUCGUUGUGCAAGAUUUGCCAAAAACUGUCAGCAGUGCCCCGAAUCCCAUAUGCGAAGAUGAAGGGGUGGUCCAACGCAUAUCGCUCCUGGCUCACGACUUCUUCACAGAACAACCUGUCAAGGGCGCUGAUGUGUUCUUCUUUAGGUGGAUAUUUCAUAACCUAGCUUCGCAUUAUGCUGUAACAAUUCUGAAGAAUCUUGUCCCGGCUCUCAAACCUGGGGCCCGCAUACUCAUCAACGACCACUGUCUCCGCGAGCCUGGGGUUGAGAACAACUGGGAUGAGAAGCUUAUGCGGAGCAUGGAUCUACUGAUGUUAACUCUUUUAAACUCCCAAGAGCGAACAGAAAGGGAGUUUGAGGAGCUUUUCAAGGCUGCUGACGAGCGAUUCAUUUUCAAGGGUGUAACAAGGUCGGAGGGGUGUAGGAUGAGUAUCAUCGAAGCCGUUUGGCAACCUUGA
Fusarium pseudograminearum CS3096 is the source of this 1332-nucleotide messenger RNA. RefSeq lists its product as uncharacterized. Gene Ontology annotation, molecular function: O-methyltransferase activity. NCBI's taxonomy places the organism in Eukaryota, Fungi, Ascomycota, Sordariomycetes, Hypocreales, Nectriaceae. The record is from RefSeq and is a predicted model, not a curated record. The transcript is spliced from 5 exons. Bases 1 to 1332 code for a protein of 443 amino acids.